ACCACUCUCUCUUUCUCUUUAGAUUCUCUCUCUACAGAGAAUUCGAUUUUUUUUUUCUGAUCUGAGAAAAAAUGGCGAACGGAGCUAAUAGAGUGGAUCUAGAUGGAAAACCGAUAAAACCGAUCACAAUAUGCAUGAUCGGAGCCGGAGGUUUCAUCGGUUCACAUCUCUGUGAAAAGCUAAUGACGGAGACGCCUCACAAGGUGCUUGCGCUUGAUGUUUACAACGAUAAGAUCAAACACUUGCUUGAGCCAGAUACCGUUGAAUGGAGUGGUCGGAUCCAGUUUCAUCGUAUCAAUAUUAAGCAUGAUUCGAGGCUUGAAGGUCUUAUUAAGAUGGCGGAUCUGACUAUAAAUCUUGCUGCGAUCUGUACUCCUGCUGAUUACAAUACACGUCCUCUUGAUACUAUCUACAGCAAUUUCAUUGAUGCGCUUCCAGUUGUUAAAUACUGUUCUGAGAACAACAAGCGUCUCAUUCACUUUUCUACCUGUGAAGUGUAUGGAAAAACCAUUGGUAGCUUUCUUCCUAAGGAUCAUCCUCUGCGUGAGGAUCCUGCUUUCUAUGUUCUUAAAGAAGAUAUUUCCCCUUGCAUAUUUGGUUCAAUUGAGAAGCAGAGAUGGUCAUAUGCAUGUGCAAAGCAACUGAUUGAGAGACUUGUUUACGCUGAGGGUGCUGAGAAUGGACUUGAGUUCACCAUUGUAAGACCUUUUAACUGGAUUGGACCUAGGAUGGAUUUCAUCCCCGGCAUUGAUGGUCCUAGCGAAGGUGUCCCACGUGUCCUUGCCUGUUUUAGUAAUAAUCUUCUACGUCGUGAGCCUCUCAAGCUUGUGGAUGGUGGAGAAUCACAGAGAACUUUCAUCUACAUCAAGGAUGCUAUCGAAGCUGUCCUUUUGAUGAUUGAAAACCCAGAGAGGGCAAAUGGCCAUAUCUUCAAUGUGGGCAAUCCGAACAACGAAGUUACAGUACGACAGCUAGCUGAAAUGAUGACUGAGGUUUACGCAAAAGUGAGUGGAGAAGGAGCCAUUGAGAGCCCGACGGUUGAUGUUAGCUCCAAAGAGUUUUACGGGGAAGGUUAUGAUGACAGUGACAAGAGAAUCCCAGACAUGACCAUCAUUAACCGCCAGCUCGGAUGGAACCCGAAAACAUCGCUGUGGGACUUGCUCGAGUCGACCUUAACCUAUCAGCACAGGACCUAUGCUGAAGCUGUGAAGAAAGCAACAUCCAAACCAGUGGCUUCCUAAACUCUCCAAGAACCCAAGUUACCAACAAGACUCAUUAAACACGCAUCAUUUUG
Molecule: messenger RNA, 1294 nt
Organism: Arabidopsis arenosa
Lineage: Eukaryota; Viridiplantae; Streptophyta; Magnoliopsida; Brassicales; Brassicaceae
Source: the annotation of a GenBank genome assembly